Molecule: messenger RNA, 732 nt
Organism: Morone saxatilis (striped sea-bass)
Lineage: Eukaryota; Metazoa; Chordata; Actinopteri; Moronidae
Product: gap junction beta-3 protein-like
Exons: 1
Coding region: 1-732 (243 amino acids)
Biological process (GO): cell communication
Cellular component (GO): connexin complex
Source: RefSeq, a predicted model, not a curated record
AUGGAUUGGAAGUUUCUCCAGGGUCUUCUCAGUGGAGUCAACAAGUACUCCACUGCCUUCGGACGUAUCUGGCUAUCAGUGGUCUUCGUCUUCCGGGUGUUGGUCUUCGUGGUGGCCGCCGAACGGGUCUGGAGCGACGACCAGGGACACUUCGACUGCAACACCCGCCAGCCGGGUUGCACCAACAUCUGCUACGAUUACUACUUCCCCGUUUCCCCCAUUCGCCUGUGGGCUCUCCAGCUAAUCUUCGUCACCUGCCCCUCCUUCAUGGUGGUUCUGCAUGUGGCCUACAGGGAAGAGCGGGAACGCAAGUACCGAGUCAAGCACGGUGAGAAUACUCGACUGUACGACAACACAGGCCAAAAGCAUGGCGGCCUAUGGUGGACUUAUCUGAUGAGCCUCUUCAUCAAGACCACCUUUGAGGUCACCUUUCUCUACUUGCUCCACUACAUCUACGACAGCUUCAAGCUGCCCAGGAAGGUCCAAUGUGAUGUCAAGCCCUGUCCGAAUAUGGUGGACUGCUACAUAUCCCGACCCACUGAGAAGACCGUUUUCACCUACUUUAUGGUGGGGGCGUCCGUCAUAUGUGUGGUGCUCAACAUCUGUGAGAUUUUCUAUCUGAUUGCUUCCCGUAUGGUGAAUCUCAAACAUCGAGGCAGCGUACAUACCUCGUCUAAAAGAGUCUGCCCUGACAUGGACUGUGAUGGCUGCAAGUCAUCUCUUACAUCAUAA